UCCUGUGGGAUCAAUGCCAACUCUUUUCUCUCCCCCAGCCUUAGCCUUAGCCUUAGCCUUGUGGUUUGAUUCAUUGCAAAAUCUUGUUCUUGUUUGGUGAAGCUCCCUAUGCCCAUUCCACCUCUCCCUUAUCUUCCACCUUGAUUCCUUGCUGCCAUGCCAUCUCUCCACCUAUUCCCAGUACCUCCCCCUCCUCCCUGUCAAUGAUCCUGUUCAUGGUCGCGUUCUUCCGUGGCCUGUAGAGCAAGCAUGGGCAGGGGAGCUCAAGACCCAACUCACCUUGAGUUCGUUGAGGUCGAUCCCACAGGCAGAUAUGGCAGGUACAAUGAGAUCCUCGGCAAGGGCGCUUCCAAGACAGUUUAUAGGGCUUUUGAUGAGUAUGAAGGGAUUGAGGUUGCUUGGAACCAAGUGAAACUGCAUGAUUUCCUGCAGAGCCCUGAGAACCUGGAGAGGCUCUACUGUGAGAUUCACCUCCUCGAGACCUUGAAGCACAAGAACAUUAUGAAAUUCUACACCUCUUGGGUCGACGCCACUGAGAGGAACAUCAAUUUUGUCACUGAGUUGUUCACCUCAGGCACUCUAAGGCAGUAUAGGCAAAAGCAUAGAAGGGUUCACAUCAGGGCAGUAAAGCAUUGGUGUAGGCAGAUUCUUAGUGGUCUUCUCUAUCUCCACAGCCAUGACCCCCCAAUCAUCCAUAGGGACCUCAAGUGUGACAAUAUCUUCAUUAAUGGCAAUCAAGGCGAAGUCAAGAUUGGCGAUCUCGGCCUUGCCGCCAUUCUCCGGAAAUCACAUGCUAUCCAUUGUGUUGGCACACCAGAGUUCAUGGCGCCGGAGGUGUAUGAGGAGGAAUACAAUGAACUGGUGGACAUCUACUCGUUCGGGAUGUGCGUGUUGGAAAUGGUCACCUUUGAGUACCCUUACAGUGAAUGCACCCACCCUGUUCAGAUAUACAAGAAAGUUAUCUCUGGAACAAAGCCGGAAUCGUUGUACCAAGUUAAAGAUCCCGAGAUUAGGGUAUUUGUUGAAAAAUGCCUUGCAACCGCAUCCGAGAGGCUUUCUGCUAGGGAGCUUCUCGAUGAUCCCUUUUUACAAAUUGAUCUUGGUUCGAAUUAUGAGGAAAAAGACAUUGGCCUUGUGGAUCAAACACUUAUGGAACCUUACCUUGAACUUUUCCAAAGUAAUGGGUCUUUGGCUACUAAUUAUUUGUCAAACAAUGUACAGCACCAAAUUGAAUUGGAGAAUCAUUGGGAUUACGAUGUUGUCAAUAUGGUAGAACGCGGUAUGAGCCUCUUCGACUGCCACAAAGAUGAUCAAUAUUCAAAUGUGGAUAUUACUAUCAAGGGAAAGAGAAAAGAAGAUGGGAACAUCUUUUUGAGACUAAGGAUUUCAGAUCUAGAUGGUUGUGUACGAAACAUAUAUUUUCUCUUUGAUAUCGAGGCUGAUACUGCACUGAGUGUUGCCACAGAGAUGGUAGCGGAGUUAGAUAUAAUAGAUUAUGAAGUAACUAGAAUAGCUGACAUGAUCGAUGGAGAGGUAGCUUCUCUGGUGCCAGAAUGGAAGCCAGGCCCCGGCAUAGAAGAAAAUCCAAGAUUUUGCCGCAAUUGUGCUUCCAAUGUUUCUUCUUAUGGUUCAAUGGUAGAGUGUGCCUCGGUGAAAAAUCCAUCCAACAGAAGCAUGAAAGCUAUCAACUGUUGCCAUUUUGAGUGUGCUGAAAUGCAUGGCCGGUUCGAGGAAAUAACAUACCAAGUUGAAGAAACUGAGCUUUGUGUCACCGAGGAAGUGCCUAUGCUAUCCACAAGCCAAUCUGAUGGACUUGAGGAUUGUUUUCUUUCGUCAAGGUUCGAUCACUCUGAUGAAGAAUCUGAACAAUUAGGCUUGUCGGGGAAGGAUGAAAAGGUCAUACACAUGGAUGAUUGCUCAAGAGGCAAAUCCAAAAAUUCUUUGCAACAAUAUCUUGAUUCAUCAGAGUUUGAUUACCAGAAAGUGGCACCCAAUGAACUUGACAUCAGUCAAGACCUGAAAUGGCUCGACGCGAAUUACUGGAUGGAAUCGCAGAGAACAUCCAAAGGAGGACUGCGAUCACCCCCUGACUCUACGAACAAGGAGAGUAACAAACAAAAUAGCUUUACAGGUUCUUCAGAAGAAAGAGAGCUGAUGAAGUCUUUUCAUUUGGGCAAGCGAAACUCGUUCCACAUACCUUAUAGUGACACGAACGAACCCGGCAACCUUAAGACGACUCCUACUCAUUCAAGAAAUUGCAGUUUGCAAUCCCUCAGCAAUCAAAAUUGCAAGGUGAAUUCUCCAGCCAGCCCUGAGCAGAUGUUCACGGCAAAGAACUUCUACACCGAACCCACAAGUGCCCACACUAGAACAAAGUCUCUAUGCAUUGAUGCUUAACAUAUGCAAACUGCACAUCGAGUCUUUUUGCUGCUUGCAUCAAAAUUUUCGGCCGUUCACCUGCCUUAUUGUACAGAGACCAUGAGACUAAUGGAAAUGUAUUGUUGUAUAUGUAUUCUUUAAUGAGCCUUCAGCAACCUGAUUGUAAUCUUUAGUCAAGUAUAGUACUUGCUACUUAUGAGAAGCAUUGGACAUCAAUCUUCAUGUCCAUUGCCAUUUCGAGUUCA
This is a messenger RNA of Zingiber officinale, 2624 nucleotides long. Its product is annotated as probable serine/threonine-protein kinase WNK9. Gene Ontology annotation, biological process: intracellular signal transduction; protein phosphorylation. Gene Ontology annotation, cellular component: cytoplasm. Lineage: Eukaryota; Viridiplantae; Streptophyta; Magnoliopsida; Zingiberales; Zingiberaceae. The coding region runs from base 250 to 2397 and encodes 715 amino acids. Gene Ontology annotation, molecular function: protein serine/threonine kinase activity; ATP binding. The transcript has 7 exons. The record is from RefSeq and is a predicted model, not a curated record.